This is a messenger RNA of Ectocarpus sp. CCAP 1310/34, 343 nucleotides long. Lineage: Eukaryota; Phaeophyceae; Ectocarpales; Ectocarpaceae. The record is from the annotation of a GenBank genome assembly.
UUGCGGAGUGGUUCGCAGCGUACGGAGAGCCUGCGCCCUCAGCAUCGUCCGGACUGAUGACAAACUUCGAGGAAAGUCCUAAGAUCUACGGGGGUACAAACCAUCACCGAGCCUUCAAGACCCAGGCGACCGUGAUGAAGAAAGGGCGGAUAACGCGAUAGGGCAGGGCAGAAAUAGGAUACACAGGAGAGGGACACCAUUGUUCAUUGUGUGGCUAGUGCGCGGUGGCAUUUUGUCCCCCGCAAGUUCUGGCGUGUGGAACACAGUCAGGUCGUUAAUGUACGUGGUGAAAUGUGACCACCGUGGAGGGUCGACAAGCCGUGUCUGAACUAUCAUCGAAGCC